CAGACAACUCAGCUGAGUUUAGACGUUAGCCGAGGACACGAUGAACACGCUGCUGACCUUCUCAGUCCCCUUGUUAUUCAGCUCGUUGGUGUGGAGUGGAUAUCUGGAAUAUGACCAAGAUGUCUUAAUACCAGGCGACUGGACUCAUGUGGGUCGUGUGGACCCUUCAGAGGAGCUGGAGCUGACCUUUGCCCUGAACAAUAAAUCCUCAAGAGUUUAUUUAAAUAUAAUACUACAAACAGAGUGAAGGAGGCCUUUUUUUGUCCCCACAGGUAAACACCUCAGCCUGGAGGAAGUCUCCUCCCUCGUGCGCCCGUCUGAACUGACCCAGAAGGUGGUGCAUCGCUGGCUGCAGAGCCAUGGGAUUACAAACUGCCUGACUGUACACUCUCAGGACUUUUUACAGUGCACCAUGACUGCAGAGGUUGCAGAGACGCUGCUUCCAGGUAGCAGGUUCCGUCGUUACAGCAGAGACGGGCAGUCUGUGGUGAGGUCUUCAGCCCCGUACUCUGUGCAUGAUGAUGUUCACCAGCACCUGGACUUUGUUGGAGGGCUUCACCGCCUCCCUCCUAAAGGGCAGGACCUCAGCAAAGCCUCUUCAAACAGGAAGCGGAAGCAGUCGAAGGCCGGGUACCACCUGGGAGUGACUCCCGCUGUCUUGAGGGCUCGUUAUAACCUCACAGCAGCUGAUGUGGGAUCGGCUCAGAACAACAGCCAGGCUGUAGCUCAGUUUUUGGAGCAGUACUACAGCCCCGCAGACCUGUCGGAGUUCAUGGGCAUGUACGGCAAGGGCUUCAAGCAUCUGUCUCAGGUGGACCGGGUCGUCGGCACUCAGGGAGCAGGAAAGGCUGGACUAGAGGCCAGUCUGGAUAUAGAGUACAUCAUGAGCACCGGGGCAAACAUCUCCACAUGGUUCUUCACCAAUCCAGGUCGUCAUGAGUCCCAGGAGCCGUUCCUCCAGUGGAUGGUUUUGCUCAGCAACAUGUCUGAGCUGCCCUGGGUUCACACCAUCAGCUACGGAGACGAUGAAGACAGCCUGUCUACUGCGUACAUGAUGCGCAUCAACACAGAGUUUAUGAAGGCUGGCGUCAGGGGAAUCUCUUUGCUCUUUGCUUCUGGUGACAGCGGUGCAGGCUGCAGACAUUUGGGUAAAGAACAAAACUCCUUCAGGCCAAGUUUUCCUGCAUCAAGCCCGUAUGUGACUACAGUCGGGGGAACCUCAUUCAAGAACCCAUAUAAGGUCACAUAUGAAGUCACAGAUUACAUCAGUGGAGGAGGCUUCAGUAACGUCUUCAAGAUGCCAGACUACCAGGCCAGUGCAGUGGAGGCGUAUAUGAAAACUGUCGGAGUAAAACUCCCUCCUCAGUCAUAUUACAAUGCCAGUGGCAGGGCCUAUCCAGACAUGGCUGCCCUGUCAGAUAACUACUGGGUGAUCAUCAACAGACUGCCUGUCCCCUGGGUAUCUGGGACCUCGGCUUCGACCCCUGUAGUCGGAGGUAUGCUUUCUCUCAUCAAUGACCAGCGGUUCCUAAAGGGCCUGCCUUCCCUGGGCUUCCUGAACCCUCGCCUCUAUAAGCUCAAAGGAAAAGCUCUUUUUGAUGUGACUGAAGGCUGUCACCAAAGUUGUCUGGACGAACAGGUUCAGGGUAACGGUUUCUGUGCUGCAACCUCAUGGGACCCUGUUACUGGCUGGGGGACACCAAACUAUCCUGAACUGCUGGCUGCAUUGCUAGCUGAGUGAAGCACCACAGUUCAUGGGUGAAACCACCGUCUACUCUGAGAGCAGGUACUACACACACAUCCAAAGGCAGGGCGGUGAAAUCAAGGGAAAAUAAUGCCUACACUUUAAAAUUGUAGUCCUCUUUGAUUCAUUCAAUUUAUUCGAGGUCGAGACACGGCAUGUUUCCUCUGUUCAGGAAUGUUUUUAUCUGUCAUCAUCACCUAUUCAUUUAAGGUAAAUCUUGACUACUUUAGUUAUUUUCUCCAAAAGGCUUAAAACUGUUUCCUCAUAUUUUAAGGUCAGGGAUGGUGGUCUAGGAUUUUUAAUGCUACACUACAGUUUCUUGCUCCUGCUGUUCACUGCAUUUUAAAUGACCCAGGUUUCUUUGCAAAUCUCUCAGACACUUACAGGCAGAUUCGCAUUAACAGUCAUGCCUUAAAUUUAUGCCGCUAGAUACACAGCAAUGUAAGAGUGGGUAAACUGACUGCUAUGCAUUAAGAACAAAAUACACCCACCAGUCUAUCUUUUAGAUAAACACACAGGCAUAUUUGAUUUUUUUUUUAUAUCAAGACAAUAUUAUAUGUUAGAUGUGAAUCAAGAAUCUAUAUACCGGAUGCAAUACUUUCACCAAAUCAGGAAAUUUAUCAUAACAUUUGAUACAGGUUUAGUUUUAGUGAGACUCAGAUGGCCAAAGUGUGUGAAAGUGUUUGUCUUCAUGGCCAUACUACUCUGCAGGGAUGAUUUAGUUACGUGCCAUUAUUUCAUUUAAUAACUGAAUACAUUUGUAUCCAUUAUUAAAAAUGUUACUUAUGUAUUUGAAGUAAAAUAAGAACAUACAGCUGGUGGAUUAAGAUUAACAGAACCUUUUAAAACUUGAUUUUAAUUUUGUUUAUUAGCCUUCCUCUGUGGCUACAAACCACCUAAAUGCACUGUGUUGUGUUGGUGCAAAGUGAUUCAGCAGUUUUGCCCACCAGCAUUCUUGCACUUGUUUUUGUCUUUCAACCAUGUAAAUCCCAAAUCAGAUGCAUUUGAUAUGAGAGACUGUUUGUGCUGUGUAUAUUUGAGUUAACUGAAGAUGGCUUUUUAUUUGUAAGUAUUAGUUGAUUGUUGAAGUGUGAAAUCUGAUUUGGAUACUGAAGUUUUAAGAAAUGUACCACAUGCUUGUGCAAAAAAAUAUGAUGGAAAUGAAUUGCAGAAUUGAGUCUGAUCACUGAAGGGUUUAUAUUUUUUUAACGCAAAACUGCCAAAUGUUUCCGAGUUCCAGUUUCCAAUAUUUAAAAUAACUUACAAGUUGCAGCCCUAAAAGGAUAUUGGUGUAACAUCUCAAGACAAGGUUGUAACAAUUGGUGUAAGCAAAUCAGAAUCAGUCAGUUUCCAAUGCAAAUUUGGACAUUUUCCCCGAUCUCUCUUCUGUCAGGCAGUUGAGUGUGUUUGAAUCAUUGUUACACAUUUACCUCUUCCCCCGCCAGAGUAUUUUUAUUAAGUUGCCAGCCAGCGCCAGCAUUUUUGGUCAUAAUUGCUAUUUUUUUAAGACCUCCAGAAUAUUUUGUGUUUUGAUUAUAUAAAGAGCUUGACGGCUGCUUACAGCAGUGUUCAGCGGUUACUGUAAGCAGCAAGCAUGGGAAUAAAUGACAUUAUAUUUCCUCUUUGUUCCCUGCUGAUUUAAUAAGUCAUUAAAUGUGCCUCUUGUUGUGUUUUUUAAAAUAAUGUCGCUGAGAGGGUCCAAAAAGCCACUUAAUAGCGAUGAAGUCAGCACAUUAGUAGUCCUCUUCUCCCGUCACCCUGGGACUUUAGUUCGUCAUGUUUGUGUGUUUUUGGACGUGGAAAUGUUGUUUUAUUGCACAACAUACAUAACUGUGUCCCCUACACUGUAACAGUGAAAACACAGAUUGACAGAAAUCACGUCAAUGGCGGGGAAAGAGUUAAUGAGCUGUAAGAUGCCACGUUCAAACUGCUUAGUUGAAGUUUUAAGAUGUGAUACAAUUGUCAAUCAUGUGAAAAGAAUAAUAAAACAGACAAAAGAACCAGAA
Messenger RNA from Plectropomus leopardus (leopard coralgrouper), 3750 nucleotides. NCBI's taxonomy places the organism in Eukaryota, Metazoa, Chordata, Actinopteri, Perciformes, Serranidae. The record is from RefSeq and is a predicted model, not a curated record.